AUGUUUUAUAAUACAAUUAAUCGAUAUGUCUAUCGGAAUGGCAAUGCCAGAUUUGCUCCACAACUGAUUUGUUUGCAAUAAAAAUUUUGUUAGGACGCGUUACACCUGCCGCACAUGGAUACGAAGUCCAAUGAUGACUCUGGUGGCAGUGACUCCCUGGACAAAUCAAUGCAAAGGAAGUGUGUAAUGGUCGAGACAAGCGCUACAACAACGGAGCCCGCAGCGGAGACAGACAGCUGCAGCAGGGAUUCCGCUGCACUAAGAGAGUCGCCACCAGGCGAGCCAAAGACUGAUGUGUCCGGUGCUGAGUCGAACAUAGGUGAAAGUUCGACAGCGCUUAAAAGCGGCAGCAAUACAACGGCAGCCAGUGCUGCAUUUGAAACGAAAGUGAAACUCAUUUCCCAAAACCUCAAAGAGACAACACUGGCGGAAACGGAGGCAGAGGUGUCAACAUCGAACACAUCAAGCGACAUCGCUGAUGGUCAACUGAUAGAUGAUAUGGUGGAGCAACACAAUACAGACAGCUGCGACCAUCGUGUCAAAAAAGUACGAUUCCAUCCAGACGUCAAAGCAAACGAUGGUGGCAAUCGUGUCAAAAAGAAAAAACACUCGACGCGUAACAGUGCCAAUAAGGCAAAUCUUAGCUGUGAUGGCAUGGACAUGGAUGAUGAUGACGAUGAGUGCGAAGACGACGAAGACCCCCAGGAUGAGGAAGAGGAGGAAUUCAACUUGGCCAAGACAAUCGCCGAAGCGGAUGACUACUUAAAGCAGCAUCCGCUGACAUUUGUGCGGCGUGUCGAACAAAAUGGCGAGCGACUACGCGAUGGCCUGCUAAACAUUGAGGAUAUGCCACAGCUGGUGGAACGUGAGGUGAAAGCUGAUAAAAACAACGAAGAUGAUUUCUAUAAAAAGUGUAAGCCGGAGAACGGUAUAGAACGAGUAUUGGGCAAGGAGACAAAGGCGGGCAAGGUUGAGUUUCUGCUGCGAUACGAGAAUCAAGGCGGUCUCUUUUGGGAAUCAGAGGACUUUAUACGACGCAUGUGUCCAACUCUUUUAAAGGCCUAUGAGAAAAAUCGGGAGCGAAGGCAACAACGUCUAAUGCAUCAUGUUGCUAAGCGUCAGAGCCUACGUCAGAGAUAUACGGAUUUCUAGUAACAUAAAUAUAUAUAGCUUUUAGGAUUCGAAUUAGGUUCCGCAAGUAAUUGUAACAUUUUUGUAAUAUGGAGUAAAUGAUUUUCUUUUGUUGAACGAAA
Molecule: messenger RNA, 1253 nt
Organism: Drosophila hydei
Lineage: Eukaryota; Metazoa; Arthropoda; Insecta; Diptera; Drosophilidae
Exons: 3
Coding region: 115-1152 (345 amino acids)
Source: RefSeq, a predicted model, not a curated record